CCCUACGUUACAUAUAUGGACAAUGGGGAUGCGAGGGCCACGCCACCAUCGUCCCCGACACCGUUCUCACUCUGCUAGCUGUCUGCCUGCCUGCAUCCGAUGGACGCGGGCCGGGGCAGCAGCGCCACCAUCUUCCCGGUGCCGCAGGUCCCGGCGCUAGCUCUGCUCUUCCCCCCGCCGCCGCCGGCGGCGGCGGCAUUGCCAUCUUCUUCCCUCUCCCUUUCCUCCUCCUCCUCCUCGCGCCACGCGCCAUCCAUCACCAGCUUCCCGAUCCUCGUGCUCACGGUGCUGGGCAUCCUCGCCGCCUGCGUCCUCAUCCUUGCCUACUACGUCUUCGUCAUCCGCUGCUGCCUCACCUGGCACCGCGACCGUAGCGCGUCCGACGCCGUCUCCCGCCGCCCCCAGCGCGCCCGCGCCCGCGUCCGCACCAGCACUGGCGGCACCCCGGCCUCCAGCGCCGAGCCGCGCGGCCUCGAGGACGCCGUCAUCCGGGCGCUGCCGGCGUUCAGUUACAGGAAGAAGCCCGCCGACUUACCGCCGUCCGCACCCGCGCCCGCGAGCGAGUGCGCGGUGUGCCUCGGCGAGUUCGAGGAGGGAGACAGCGUGAGGAUGCUGCCCGCCUGCCUCCACGUCUUCCACGUCGGCUGCGUCGACGCCUGGCUCCAGGGCAACGCCAGCUGCCCGCUCUGCAGGGCCAGGGCGGACGUCGAUGCCGCCAGCUGCUGCCGCCUGCUCCCGCCGCCGCCACCCGAGGAGGAGGAGGACGUAGCGGCCAUCCAGGUCGUCGUCGUCGUCCCCGGCGCAGAGGAAGACGACCGCCAAGGCACGGUGCCACAGCGGCAGCGAGAAACCACCGUGGCUCCUGCUGCUGCUGCCGAGGUUGAAGGAGAAGAUCCUCCUCAGGUCGGUGGUGAAAAGGAGAGGAGGAAGGAUGGAGAUGUUGCACCGAGGACGAGGUCCUUCUCCACGGACGGUGACGGUGGCGAGGAGGUUCAGAGCAUCUUGCAGAGGAACGGACAGGGACUCCCGUAGCCGUAGGUAGAGAUGAUCAUGACAGCGACAGCAGUGUACGAGUAGUAGGCAAUUGAAGGGAGCGUCGAUCGUGAUUUCUCAGGCAGCAGUGGCGACUAGACGGCGCAGCUCGACGAGCAGUAGGCGGCGGUCUUUCCUUCCGCCUGAGAAGCCCGCUUUGGAUCUUGUCGGGCGCGAACUGGGGGUGCAGCGGAGAAGACCAUGACCGGCCGGUGCGCUGGAAUACUAGCCUGCCUAUCCUGUUUAAGAAUGUAUCGCUGAAAGUCUGUACCAAAAUUUGAAAAAAAAAUGCUUAACACUAU
This is a messenger RNA of Zea mays, 1334 nucleotides long. RefSeq names its product putative RING zinc finger domain superfamily protein. Gene Ontology annotation, biological process: protein ubiquitination. NCBI's taxonomy places the organism in Eukaryota, Viridiplantae, Streptophyta, Magnoliopsida, Poales, Poaceae. The record is from RefSeq and is marked provisional. Bases 100 to 1032 code for a protein of 310 amino acids. The transcript has a single exon. Gene Ontology annotation, molecular function: transferase activity.